Messenger RNA from Pipistrellus kuhlii (Kuhl's pipistrelle), 3652 nucleotides. It is a transcript of the gene NSUN4, whose product is annotated as NOP2/Sun RNA methyltransferase 4. The record is from RefSeq and is a predicted model, not a curated record. Gene Ontology annotation, cellular component: mitochondrial large ribosomal subunit. Bases 339 to 1346 code for a protein of 335 amino acids. NCBI's taxonomy places the organism in Eukaryota, Metazoa, Chordata, Mammalia, Chiroptera, Vespertilionidae. Gene Ontology annotation, biological process: rRNA methylation. The transcript has 7 exons. Gene Ontology annotation, molecular function: methyltransferase activity.
CGGGCUGCCUUUCCGGCCGGAGUUACCCUGCGGUGCACGCCGACAUGGCUGCGCUGGUAGCGAGGGGGGUUCGGGACCUGCUGAAGCCAGUGGACUUCGCAAAGGUCCUGCGGAGGCACCGACACAAGAAGAAAUGGAAGUCAUCCUAGAAGUUCCCAGUUUGCUUUGAACCCCAAAGUCUCUAUGAACUCUCCUUGUCCUAUGCUUUCUGGGGUCUGGAAACUCUCCAAAAUUACCCUCCACCCUUUAAUCGCAUUAUGGUUUUUGCCACUGCAUAACCUUAGGCUGCCACAGAGCCCAAAUUUCCUGCCACUCGCCUGGCUCUGCAGAAUUUUGACAUGACCUACAGUGUGCAGUUUGGAGAUCUUUGGCCAUCGAUCCGGGUCAGUCUUCUCUCAGAGCAGAAGUAUGGUGCACUCGUCAAUAACUUUGCUGCCUGCGAUCAUGUGAGUGCUGAACUGGAGCAGAUGCAUGCCAGAGACUUUGUGAAAAAAGCCCACUCCCAUGGGGAACUGGAGCCUGAGAGUGGCCAAACGGCAGCUCCAUCCCCAACUUCCUGGGCCUGCAGUCCAAACCUUCGAUGCUUCACUUUCACCAGAGGGGAUGUCAGCCGUUUCCCUCCUGCCAGGCGUGGCAGCUUCGGUGUCAUGGACUACUACCUGAUGGAUGCUGCCUCCUUGCUGCCUGUCCUUGCUCUUGGCCUGCAGCCCGGCGACACAGUGCUUGACUUAUGUGCAGCCCCCGGGGGAAAGACACUAGCAUUGCUUCAGACUGGCUGUUGCCGCAAUCUUGCUGCCAAUGAUCUCUCCACUUCCCGAACAGGCAGACUUCAGAAUGUCCUUCAUAGCUAUGUACCUGAAGAUAUUAGGAAUAAGAGUCGAGUUCGAGUCACCUCAUGGGAUGGCAGGAAGUGGGGAGAACUGGAGGGAGACACCUAUGACCGGGUGCUGGUGGAUGUGCCCUGUACCACAGACCGCCACUCCCUUCAUGAGGAGGAGAACAACAUUUUUCAGCGCUCAAGAAAGAAGGAGCGGCAGAAGUUACCUAUGCUGCAGGUGCAGCUUCUUGCGGCUGGACUUCUUGCCACGAAACCAGGAGGCUAUGUUAUGUAUUCCACCUGCUCACUCUCACACUUACAGAACGAGUAUGUGGUUCAAGGUGCCAUCGAACUCCUGGCUAAUCAAUAUAACAUCGAAGUUCGGGUAGAAGACCUAACUCCCUUCAGAAAGCUUUUCAUGGACACGUUCUUUUUUUUCCCAUCCUGCCAGGUUGGGGAGCUGGUAAUCCCAAACCUCAUGGCCAAUUUUGGGCCUAUGUACUUUUGCAAAAUGUGUAGACUGACAUAGCAUCACCCCGUUCCUGGAGCCCUGGUGUGUGAAGACAAAGGAUAUACUCCCAAGGAGUCAUUGGAAACUGAGACCAUUGGCAAAGAAACACUCUGGGUCCCAUCUCCAUCAUGUUUAAGUCUUUCUAUACGUAGUUUUUAUCAAUAGGAAGUAAGAGUUUUUCUGUCCUGCUGUUCAAUUGUGGAGCAUCAGCAGGUUUCUAACUCACUUAUUAUACUCCAUCUCCCACUUUCCAUCUCUAAGCCUAUACUAAAUGUUCCUGCUCCAUUGGGGGCUUAGGAGGAGGAGCCAGUGAGCAGGCCCACAGUUUAAACUGUAAACUGGGGAAGAAGCAUUUAGUCAGUAAAAUUGUUGAAGCUCCAAAGAGCUGAGGCUGUGAUUGGGGGCCUCAUAUUAGUCCAAGUACUGUUAGUUCUACUUGUCCCAACUGCUGCUACUGAGCACUAGCUCCUAGUUGGCUCAAUGUCUGUUUACAGGCCCCUGGUUACAGAGCCCCUUACACUUGAGAUGAGUGUAAGGUCUGCAUGAUCAGUCUUAAGCAGUCAGCGGGCCAAAACAAGUUUCUCCAUAUGGCUAUGAUCUUAUGUAAGAAACAAAUAACUAAAAAUGUUAAGCCAAUGCAGUCUGCUUAUUUAUAAUACAUUGAGAAAGCUCUCCUAAGCUAAUAAUUCCAGCUAUUCCUCCUGCUGCCCAAUUGUGACUGGGGAAGUUGCUUUGUCACAGGGUUGUGUUACUCUUUUGUGUGUGUCUUCUAUUGUUCAUUUCUUUAGCAAGUAUAUCUUGAGCUCAUGUAUGACAGGUAGCCAGGGAGCUGCUGGAGAUGUAGUAAUUGGGAUUGUGGGGGAUAUUGAGGCCUCAUCCUUGAGAAUGGCAGUGCUCCUCCUUUGCUUUCUGACCACCUAGGAAUCUCCUAAUGUCUUAUUAUGUUCUGGGGGUUUUUUUCCCCUUGUUCCUUGUCUUUUGCUGUGCUGUGCUGCCAUUUGUUUGACCCAUCCCAAAUCACUCAGGAGUUCUUUCUCCAGCAUCUUAGGGCCUCACCUCAUACAGUGUGCUUACUAUUUGCAUGUCAAUUAUGUUAUUACUAGAGGCUCUGUGCACAAAAUUCAUGCACUCAGAGGGGAGAAUCCCUCAGCCCGGACCGUACUCUCUUGCAGUUCGGGAGCUCUCAGAGGUUGCCCAACUGAUGCGUCGGAGGCGGAAGAGGCUCUCACCACUGCUGCUGCACUAGCCAGUCAUGAGCCUGGCUUCUGGCUGAGUGGCACUCCCUCUGUGGGAACACACUGACCACCAGGGAACAGUUCCUGCAUUAAGCAUCUGCCCCUGAGGGAUCAGUGCAUGUCAUAGCAACCGGUUGUUAUGCUGUUUGGUCUAUUUGCAUAUUAGCCUUUUAUUAUAUAGGAUUCUAACUAUUUAGCACAAAUAAGGCAUAUCUUAAUGACAGGGAUAUUAAAAAUGGUUUGUGGUCACAUGUAGUUAUUUGUUUUUUAAUUAAAAUGUUUUUCUGAAAUACUGGUCCUUGUGCAGAAGAGGUGCAUACUUUUAGAAUACUGGUAUUCUUAGUUCUUCCCAAUAAUCCUUUCUUUUCCUAUUUUAUCACUCUAUUUGCUCUUUUAUGCCUUUCCUGCUAGUCCUUAUUUGGAUUUAGAGAUACUAGCUGAGAAAGAUUUUAGAUGAGGUUAAGCCUUCUCCUUUCUUGGGAUUUGCAUUAUAACUGAGGUCCCUGGAAGACCUUCCAGACUCAAAAUCCUAGUGAAUCUAGGAAGAUGGAUCUCUAGGGAGUAGGAUCUUAAUUAGCAUCUUGUGUGGUAUGUGCUCCCUGCCUGUUUACUCAGAUGCCUGGGCUUCUGCCCUUGGUCUCCUGGGGGUGCAAGCUGUCCUAGUUGAAAGCAAAGCAGUGAUAAUUCAAGAUGAGAAGGUCUUCUGCCCUUAGAGUGCAAGUCUAAUUGGAGACAGAAAUACCCAGGUAAGAAAAGCAGAGAAGUACUUUUAAAAAAGAAUUUAUCUCCUGUAAUUGAAUAGUAAUUUACUCUACAACCCAGUUAUUCCAGACUUGGGAUAAAUCCAAGAGAAAUUAAUACAUGUACACUGGGAGACAUGUACAAGAAUGUUUAUAGCAGCCCUCAUCUCAGAAAAUAACCCAAAUGCCCAUGAACAAGAGUAGACAAAUAAACUGGAAUAUUCACAUAAUAGAAUAUUACACAGCUGUCAAAACAAAUGAACUAUAGUGAAAUAUAGCAUGGAUGAAUCUUAGCAAUAAAAUAUUAAAAAAUCUAGUCCCAAAAGAUUAAAUAUAGUUUGGUGCCCUU